AUGGAGCAGGAGAAUCCAUCGCAACCCACUGGACUGGAGAAUCAGUUGCGCAACAUGAUCCUCGGCAACGUCAGCAUAGCUGGUGGACAGUCUAGCCAAGAUGUCACAUCAGCACAUCGUGGACGUGGGCGAGGCCAAGGGCGAGGACGUGGCCGCGGACGUGGAGGUUUCCACGAUGCCGUCAACAGCCUCGAUAGCAACGGCCAGAACCACGCCACUCCAGGUCGAUCCCAAGGAUGGCGCACAAACGCUUCCGCGAAUACUCCUCCAGCUCGAGGGGGUGGAAGAGGCUAUGUCCCCAAUCAGCGAUAUCAACAACAUCCUAGAAACUUCUCAAACCAGCAAGGGCCAAAUUUGCCUCAAAACGGCUUACCAGCAGAUCAUCGACAGUAUCCUUCGCGGCCCUUCAGGCCUCUCCACCAACAGCAGAAUCCAAGUGCAGAUGGCACGCCACAUGCACAACCCCCUAAGAUUCUCCAACGAGCUCAUGACAAUGUCGCGCUGCCAGGCCAAAUCCCAGCAGGCCCAGCAUCAUCACAGCGUCCUCGUCCGCAAGGUCCAUAUGCACCACGACCACCUAUGAACCAGCCACGGGAGAACUUCGUGGCCCAGAUCGAACAUUUGAACGAGGUCGCGGCAGAAGAGAUUCCGAAGGUAGAGAUGUCUAUAUCCGAGUUGGAGGCCAAGGAAGAUUUCCGAAGGCACUUGGAAACGAUCAUGCAGAAAGCCUUUGCUCGAGACUACUCUGGUGAUAUUGCGACCGUCUCCUUGGUGGGCUUUGGAAGUUUGGCUUCAGGCUUUGGUAUGCCCGGCUCAGACAUGGAUUUAGCUGUAGUACCAGAGUGGAAAGAUCCAGCCAGGGCUAGUGAUAUUACCAUUGACCGCGGUAUUCCACGUCUACUGGAAAGAGCAGUCCUCGACGCCAAGCUGGGUGGCCGUCUGCUGACAAGAACAAGAGUGCCCAUUCUGAAGAUAUGUCAGACGCCGACCGAGACUCUAUAUAGAGCUCUCGCUGAGGAGCGUCAGAAGUGGGACGCACUCCCAGAAGAGGAGAAAUACCCAUCGGACCUACCACAAGAACCCGCUCAGCCACCAAAGCCGCUGGUGGAUGUCGAUGGGUCGAAGGCUUCAGAGCUCACGGCGCAAGCAGACAGCCCUAACUUCGGUGACGAUUUUCCUACCCUGGGGGCUGCGACGACGACCAAGAAACGACAAAAAACCCCUGCAAAAGUUGAGACGACCCAAGAAAACUCUUCUGCGCCAGCUACCAAGUCAGAAGACACUAUCAGCAACGGGGCUGAUGAUAAGGCUAAAAAAGAUCAGCAUCAUCGUCCUGAGAAGCAGUGGAUGCGAGAGAAGGUUGUUGGUCCUCUCGACUUCCCAAAGACAGGUUGUGGAAUCCAAUGUGACAUCAACUUCGAGAACCCGCUCGGCAUCCACAACACCCAUAUGCUUCGAUGCUACUCGCUAACCGACCCGCGUGUUCGACCCAUAGUUCUCUUUAUCAAGUCCUGGGCCAAGCGACGUAAAAUCAACAGCGCAUACUCCGGCACCCUCUCCUCGUACGGAUGGGUGCUUAUGGUACUGCAUUAUCUGGUCAAUGUCGCGCAACCACCCGUAUGUCCAAAUCUUCAACACUCCGUCCCGCUCCCAAGUGAUGCAGUAGCUCUGGAGCAGUUCUUCAAGCAUACAACUAUCGCAGGCUAUGAGGUCCGCUUUUGGCGCAAUGAACCGGAGAUCAUUCAAGCUGCGCAAGCUGGCCAGCUUUCGCAAAACACUCAGUCCAUCGGUUCGCUGCUACGUGGAUUCUUCCAGUACUAUGCAUCCCUGUCAGGGUACGGCUAUGGCCCCAAGCCUCCCCAGUUCUACUGGACAAACGAAGUUCUUUCUCUUCGGACGCCCGGCGGUAUCUUGUCGAAGCAGAGCAAGGGCUGGGUGAGCGCAACAACCAAGAUUACAGCCGAGAAGAAGGUCACCAAUCGGUACCUGUUCGCCAUUGAAGAUCCUUUCGAGACCGACCACAAUGUUGCAAGGACGGUCACUCACCGUGGCAUCGUUGCUAUUAGAGAUGAGUUUAGAAGAGCAUGGAGGAUACUCAAGGCCAUCGGUCAGGGCACAGAGCCUGAAGGUGGUAUCUUCGACGAAGUCGUGGAACAACCACCUGCGCUGAAACCCGAAGAGGUGCACAAGGGCACUAUGGAGAAUCUUGGUGUCGACGGAGAGACGAAAGGUAAAGAAGGUGAUCAACCGGAUACAGUGUAG
Messenger RNA from Alternaria atra, 2262 nucleotides. RefSeq lists its product as uncharacterized. Gene Ontology annotation, molecular function: RNA uridylyltransferase activity. The coding region runs from base 1 to 2262 and encodes 753 amino acids. The record is from RefSeq and is a predicted model, not a curated record. Gene Ontology annotation, biological process: RNA 3'-end processing. The transcript has a single exon. NCBI's taxonomy places the organism in Eukaryota, Fungi, Ascomycota, Dothideomycetes, Pleosporales, Pleosporaceae.